GCUUCCGCUUCACUGUCUCUCCUUCCUCUCGACCUGCCUCUUCGACGUCGGCGGCCAGCCAUCUGGUGUCGUCUACAGCCCCGAAGCAGCGCAAGGGCUGCGUCUCAGCGUCGUUCGUCUUUGUAGCGCAGACGUAAUAUUCGUGCGCCGGCCUGUGUUCUCCGCUUCGUGCAGUUGCUGUUCGCAUCCCAUCAACGCCCCCCGCACACCUCAUUUUUCUCUUUGACGACUCGAACGACCGUUUCAAGGCCUCUCCUACCCGUGCACGUCAUGGCCACUGCCGUCCAGCUUCCUGCCCCGGACGCCGGCGCUCCCCACAACGACGUCUCCUUUGGCCCCGUCCCGCCCAACGGCCACUCACAUUCCAAGUCCCAGUCCAACAGCUACUCACAACGCCUCACCCUCACCGAGUUUGACCUCAGCGACGAUCGCUACCCAUCCUUGUCCUCCCGCAAGUCCCAGUCCCCCUCCUCUCCCCCGGUCCACUCUCCCACCGGCGGCUUUGACCCUGCGUUCGACGCCGGAAUGACAGCAGCCCUGCGUGCCAGCUACGAAAAGUCGCACAGCUCCGAUCCGGUCCCGCUUUCAAAGGCGUGGAUCGGCGAGAACAUCACGCAGGAGCCCGCCGAGGAGUGGAACGCGCCCCCAGCAACGCCUCGCGAGGCACAGUCUCCAAGGCCCGAGGACACGACCUACCCUUCCACCAGCCCCUCCCCCCUCGUGGAGACGUACUCGUUCGACAGGCCCGCCGCCCGGCCGUCGCGCGACGGCUCUGGUGAACAGCGGCUCCCGUACAACAUUCCCUUGCCCCAGUCGCCCUUGCCUCAAUUAUCAGACAUGGGCCAGCCGUUGUCAAGUCCGCGAGCGUUCGGGGACCGAUAUGAUUCGCCAGCUCCGAGCUCCCCUCGCCAUGCCGCGUUGGUCUCUCCUGGGGGCGGCACCAUGUUCUCCCAGCCAAUGUCCCCGAUCGUACCCCUGUCUGCCGGUCCUACGUACAACGCCGUCACCAUGCAGCAGAUCCCCAUCUCGCCGAAGCCCCGGGCCUACUCGCAGCACCCAACGUAUGUGAACCCGACGGCCUCUUCUGCCAUGCAACCGUCGUUCUCGCCCCCGCAGGUGCCCAAGGAGGAGGUCUGUGUCGAGUGUGCAAUGCGCGACCAGGAUAUGGCAGACGUGGACGUCACCAGCCCUGGGGUUUGGGAACGCGAAAGCGAUAUCCUGUACGAGGAGCUGUGUAGACGGGAGAUCGAGGAAGAGCCGUCUGGCCGUGCCUCUUCGGACGCUCAUUCGCGGCCCAGGGCGAAGGGUGGAAUACUCACGGAAGAGAACUUGAGGUUUUGGCAGAGCAUCAACCCUAAAGAGCCAUCCUCUCGCCAGCAGACCCUCGAUCAGUAUGUGAAGGCCCAGCGUCAGCUGCUCGAGGUCGAAGCUCUCGCCCGCGCACGGACGUUGCGCGAAUCUCGGCUGCUCGACGAGAAGAUGCGUGACACCUUCUCUCAACUUCGGCGCUCGGCGUACGAGCUCGGCAGCAGCUCGCAACCCACGGAUGACACUGGCGCCCUGCGCCUCAAGUCGUCAGGCAACGCGCAGAAUCACGCCCGAGAAGUCACGCUGCUCGAGAAUGGCAUGGUCGUCGAGCACGUCGACCUGCGUCGCGAAGAGAAGGAGGAGCGCGAGCGGCGGCGCAAGGACGAAAAGCGGGAGAAGAGCCGCGCGCGCAAGUCGUCCCGCAGUUCCCGCUCUGUGGCCGACAUGGCUUCGGUCUACUCGAUGCCGCUGCAAAGCCCAAUCCCGCAGAUAGACAGCGGAUUCUUCUCUGGGGCCCGCGAUUCAAGGCACUCGCAGUCGUUCUCGCCGCGCCCGAGCAGCGUGCUCACUGGUGGAAAUGAGCGGCCACAGACGCUACUGCGCGCUCAGUCGCAGGCGUCGUUCUCGGACAUGCAGAGCGUCGGUUCUGCGUCGUCGCCGAGGCGCUCUCGCUUCUUCGGAUUCAAGAACCUGAGCGCUGCGUGGCUAAGUCGGGAUAGCAUGGCUCCGUCGGGUAGCAUGAUGGACAUGCACGUUGCCCUACAGCAAGAGCAGGCAUACUUCGCUGCACAUCCUUCUGCGCUUGACAUCUCCUCUACUACACCCACCCUCAGAGCCUCUCAGUCAUGGCCUCGUGGGGAGACCUCGCCUGAGCCAGUCGUGUCCUCCGUUCCUGCCAACAAGAAGAAGAAUGGUCUCAAGAAGAUCUGGAAGCUGGUCACUCGCUCAUCGAAGGGCGCUGCUAAAGGAGUCAGCCAGUCUAAGUCGGUCGACAGGCACGAGGACGACAUGCCCUUGGCGCCUCCGCCGCCACUGUCCUACCUAGUUGACAGAGAGCGAGGCGCGGGGAGGCGACAUGUCUCCACCCCCUCGUUGCUCUCUUCGAUGUCGCCCAACGGAUUCUCACAGUUUGCACCUUCGCCGCCGACUGCGCCUUCUAGUGCGCUCCCGUCGCCGACGUCUUCACGUUACCCGGUCCUCGAGGAGAAGUCCAGCGGCGAGGCGCACAAAGAGCAGGUGAAGCAGGAGAUGGAGCCUGAUCAUCGCAUAUCAGCGUUCGAGCUUGGGCCGUCCAACGACACCGGUUCACCUGAUCUGGAGAACCGCGGUCGCACAACACACAGCUCCUCAAAGACGCUGUCCAGUUCCGGACCCACGACCCCCGGUACAUCACCACCCCAUCAACGCCCUCAGUCUACACUCCUUUCCCGUGACAAGUCUCUCCCACCUAUUCCCGGCGAGCCCGCAGUGGAGUUCCCCGGCAACACUGGUCUCGACGGGCGACCACAGACCAUGUACGACCUACUCCAGAACUCCUCCAACCCCAUGUCUCGGGGUUUGAUGCCUCCGCAAGCGCCCUUCCGGACGCCAGACACCAGGCGACAGUCGUUCGGCGGAAUGGCGUCCUCGCCGCACCCCGCCGUCCAGAGCCUGCCCAGCCGGAGCCCGUACGGACGCGGGACACUCAACGUACCUCCGUUCCUCGCGGAGGAGAAGUACGCGGAGUUCGGCGCUUCAAGUCCGUCGCUGACGCAGUGGGGUACGCAAGGUGGCAAGCGUGCGAUGACCACGCCGUCGAAGCCGAAGAAGCGGCGUAGCCGGUUCGGGCUUACCUCACUCUUUGGCAAGAAGUCGACGGACACGGAGCGGGACUCGCAAGUCUUCGCACCGAGCGCCACGAACGGCUCCGUGAACGGGUCGACGGAGCCUGCCGACUACAACCCGUACCGCUCCUCCGCGUCGGACCAACGCGACGAGCCGAGCUUCAACGGGUAUGGGGGACCUGGCUCCGCACACAGCAGCUCUGCGCCGCGCAUGUCGAUAAUCUCGAAGAAGAACAUCGCGGAGCUCGUCGACCAGGACCCCGAGUUCGUCGCGUACCGCUAUCCGUCUUCGGAUCAGCGCCUGGAGGUCCUGCGGUGAUCGUCGACCUUCUGCCAGCCGUCACGUUCACCUUACGCCAUCCGCUUUCCUCGCCCCGUGCAUUUGUACUACAAGUACCUCACCACCCAUUCCCUUAAUGCAAAACCUUCGGGCUUCCCACUCCACAUUUUCUUUGCCCCGCUGGAAAGCACACCGGACUCUCGUCGCUCCCGUUCUCCCUUCAAUACCGCAUUCUCCAUUGAUCACCCACAUCGAUUCUGAUUCCCCCGUCACUCACUGUUCGCGCCCCUGCUCCCCGUUCUUGUCUCUAUGCCCCACUUGUUCGCUGCUGCCCGCGCUCUGCAUUCGGUCCCGGUCCCGGUCCUGAUCCCCGCAUCCCCGUCCGUUUGCCUGUCUGCCCCCCUGCCGACGGACGCUACACGUAUUCCACAUUUUGGUCACGCCCCAUGUAAUUCGCUGCCCGUCGUCGUCCCUUCCGCGCUCUCCCGGUGGUCGAUGCAUGUGUACUAGACCUGCGCUUCCGCCUAUUAAUCACUCGCAUCGUUUUCGCGAAUCUCGGGACGUGUCCGACGUCCGAAGUAAGUUGUGUGGUGUUCGAUGGAAGGCCGCGGGCGACGCCGACGUCGAGGUGGCGCGAGCGGGUGUGAUUGUGUCAGGUCGGUGCUUCUCCUUCUGCUGCAGUC
Trametes versicolor FP-101664 SS1 is the source of this 4094-nucleotide messenger RNA. RefSeq lists its product as uncharacterized. NCBI's taxonomy places the organism in Eukaryota, Fungi, Basidiomycota, Agaricomycetes, Polyporales, Polyporaceae. The transcript has 4 exons. Bases 271 to 3450 code for a protein of 1059 amino acids. The record is from RefSeq and is a predicted model, not a curated record.